Patiria miniata (bat star) is the source of this 5754-nucleotide messenger RNA. RefSeq lists its product as uncharacterized. The transcript is spliced from 7 exons. The record is from RefSeq and is a predicted model, not a curated record. NCBI's taxonomy places the organism in Eukaryota, Metazoa, Echinodermata, Asteroidea, Valvatida, Asterinidae. The coding region runs from base 310 to 2106 and encodes 598 amino acids.
AGAUCAUUGCGUUUGGAUGAUCAUUGGUGCGUAAAGAAAACAAGACCGCGAAGAUCCUGCAUCGCGAAUCGCACGAGUGAUUUAUUUCAGAGGUGACGUUGGUCUUGCCCGAGAAGAGAAUAUCAUUCACUGAUUCAGAGUUUCUCAGUGUUAAGUCUUUAGUGUUUUUAGAGCAUAACCUGUUCGAUUUAAUGUUGUCAGCAAAGAGGGAGUACACCUUCAUAACCUUGGAAUUCAACUCCUGUACCGUAUUGAACAUGGUGUAGGCUUCUGGUGUAGCACCCGUUGAUACACACGACAGCGUGCGCCAUGGGGAAUGCCUACCGUGUGAUGCUGCUGGUGUACGGCGUGGGUCUCAUGGCGGUGACCGCUAGUAAGGGUGGUGCUGGCCCUCCGAGACCCGUGGCACCGCUCAACGACCAGCACGAUUAUAUCUGCUCAUUAUUACCAAAUUGCACAACGUGGUGUUCUGACUGCGUAGACCGUGUGGCAAAUAAUCUCUUCGACUUUCUGGACACUUGCGAUGAGUGGAGAAACGCCCCAGCAAUGGGUUACCAAUAUGUGUAUCGCUGCCGUCCCAAUCAAUCUUCCUACGUGGCUUGUGUCUGCACCAAUGACGACAGCGAGUGUAGAAAGUGCGAACAUACGGAGGAGAAUAACCUGGUGUGUUUCUCCCAAGAGAACGGCGAUGUGCACAUCUGGCCUGGCAAUACUGAUUCAUCAAUGCUGCUUGAGGAUAUGUGCCCCACUUGCUCCUGCUCAACUAACAAGCCAACCACACCAAGGCCACCAACAACCCCCAUGCCAAUACCAACCAUUCAUUUUGAAGCGGGGAUCAAGCCAAAACCUAGUGAGAAGAGCCUGACAACAGACGCAGGCAACACGGAUGGGCCAGAUUUAGUCGUCAUUAUUGCAGCUGCGGUGGGCGGGGGCGCUCUUCUGAUUGCCGUCAUCGUGGGAUGCGUCUGCUAUCAGAAAAAAUGCCGGAAAAAGGACAACAAGAAUGGAAGGGAACAGGAGUAUGCUUACAUCGACACAGAAGAGAUGAGGACUCUCCGAAGCCAAGCAUCUAUGAUGACUAGUCAGCAGUUAGUCUCCAAUGAUGGAAUACGCCUGAGCUGUGGUCAUCGCAACGUCAACAAUGAGAUGUACGGGCUGAACGGCGUGGGUAACGGGUCUACCCUACCAGCACAGCCUCCAAAGUUGCCCGGGAACCACCCAUCACCAGCCAACCCACCCCCGGCACCGUACCAGGAGCUGAACAGGGGGCGAGUAAGGCCAGCCGAUUUGAAUGCGGCAGCGGCCGCAGCAGCAUGUGGACAGUGUCCACGCUGCGGUCAGAUGGCUGCCGAGAAGAGUGCCACUGCACCUCUCCUUGAUCGCCCCGCAACGGCCGCUGUUGAUGGUGCCACGAACCCCUACAUGGCCUUAAUCAAGACUAACACUUGCCCAACGCCCGGGACCCCGUCAGGAGAGCCCAUGUGUAGAUGCCAUGCCAGGCCGUUAAGCGAAUGCAGCAGUGUCACUGGGAGCGUUUUGUCCGAGCCACAGAGUAGUCAUGCAGGGGCGGUUGGUACGCUGGAUUCCACUGGCCAGGGUAGUGAUCAGAGGCCACUCAGUGGCACAUCGGACAUUCAGGAGAGUCCGUACUACUUCAAGGUCAGUGUACCUGGAGAUAAGAACGCUGCACUUUCUCCGAAGAGCGAGCAGUACUUCAAGCUGGAGGAUGCCGAGACUUUGCCCCUGGAUGGUAGACUCGAGGUCAGCCCGAUGUUGCCUGAAGCUGAUAACAAUGGGAACAAUGUUGCCUUGAAGCCGGACUUGAGUGAACAACCGCCUGUGGGCCAGGGAAAGGAUGGGUACAUGUCACUUCCGAACAAAAGCAGUGAGAAACUAGACGGUGUGCUGCCCUCUAGUGAUGUACGGGCACAGACUCUCGGUGGGACAGUCAGACCAGAGGCUGUCCCAGAGGAAGCUAGCCCGAUCGGCAAAGGUUCCAAAUUGGGAUCUGUGGAAGGUCUCCCGAACGGGGACUACAUGCAACUUAUUGAAGGGCAAAAGAGAAACGACAAGGUUUGUGGUGUGGCUUUAGAGAGCACGGUUUGAGAGCACAAAGUCUAAAUUGACUUUGGUCAGGAGUUCACAUCCUCCCUGAUAAUCAAACAGUGCUCAUUGACCAAUAAGCUCACUACUUUUUGUCAGGUGACCUCAGUAGCUCAGUCUAAAUUGGUUACAGGCAAUGUGGGAAAAGUACACAAUCCAAACUUAGGUGGAGCUAAUGGCCUAAUCCUGAAUGGUACAUGGCUUCUUUCCAUUCAAAGCCAUACCAGUACCUGUGGCCCUUCCGCAGUGAAAAAAUGAUGAGACUCAAAAGCUAUGUGUUGCGUGCUUAUGGACAAAUGCAUUUCAGAUGCAAUGGGUUUGUGUGCAUUCAACUGAAAUUUGGUGGUGUGCGCUCCACGCCAUGUGUGUACCUAAACCAGUAUGCACAUGCCAUGUGACCUUUACUGGUACACGAUUAGUAGACCAAGGAGUUUAUCUACAGUUCAUAUACAGUAAAUCCUUACUAAGUCAAACCUCAAGGGAACAGGUUCAAAAUUGACUCAAGCAGAGUUUUGAGUUAAGCAGGGUUGUAUAUCAUUGCUGUACUACUAAAGGCAAUGGAUUUCUUUGUUUGACUAAACAGUUGUUGUCAGUUAUCAGAGUUUGACUUAUCGAAAUUUCACUGUAUGGGGGUGAUGCCAGAAAUCUUGUACAUUGUAUGUUCCCAAAGGAACCGGGGUGAUAGUGGUGUUUGUUGGUAAAAAAAAGGUCAGGGUAAUAAAAUAUGUAAUUUUUUGUGGCAAGCAAAGUUGUAAAUAUGUCGGUGACUCGUUGUUCAUGAUGAAUAUGAUGUACAGUGUAGAAAACUUUGUUCAUGUUUUAGAUGAAGUUUGUGAACUGACAACUGUUUUCCAGUUGUCUGAAAUGUAGAUAAGAAAAAUUCCUACGUAGCAGAAAAUUGAUCUUUUUGGAUGCUCCCACUAAUAAAGGGCAAGUGUUGAAGCGAUAAACUUUGGGUCUUUAUGUUUUCACUCAAAACACAGGUUAAGAUACGUCAGAGAUAGUUUCCAUGAUGAGCCAUUGCCUGCAGUCGGAAAAGUAUCCUUAAAUACUCAGUGACAAUGGAGUUACUUUAAAAAAGUGAACAUGAUUCUGGAAGGCGAUUUUUCAGACUUUUGUCUGAAAUCAGACCUUUUUGAAUCUGAGAGAAAGACAUUAUUUGUAUAGAAAGGAAUGCACAUGAACAAAAAUGAGAAAUUGCUCUUGCCAAAACAAAGACUGUCUUGACUACCGAGUAGGUUGCUAAGCUUCAUGUAUUAGGUAAGAAAAUAUUCAAAUAGUCGAAGCUCGCCCGUGUAAUCUCUCUUCAACCAUACCUGUAAAGCCAAGGGCCCAUUACAUGUUGGUUUUGCAAUGCUGCUGUAAAUUAAUAUACACAUGCAAAUUCAAUAAAAAAUUCUUUCAAGGCAUUUCAUAUAGUAUUCACUCAGCAUUCGAGCAAUGUAUUACGAGAAUAAUGUAAGGGGCCAACCAUUUUUCCAUCAUUUUCACGAGCAUACAAAGAGUCCUUUUUUUCUGGACCCCUUCCCCCUCCUAGGGAAUGCCAACUGAAACGAAAAAAUGAUGAAUUCUCUGCUAUUUGGCAGGAAGAGUGUUAUAUUUUAAAGUUAUUUUGUGAAAAGCUUACAUGGCCCCCUUAAACCCCCUUCCCCAGCGUUCAGUUUGUAUGCUCAUGAAAAUGAUGAAAAUAUACAGUCGAGUUUCGUUAUAACAAACUCGUUCGGACCUAGCCAAAUUGUUUGUUAUAUCAGAAUUUUGUAUUAAGAGGAACAUCAGUCCCAUUCAUUGUGCACAUCAAUGCACAGUCGGGACCAAGGCUUUAUGUCUGUUAUAACCAGAAUUUUGUAUUAACAGAGUUUGUACUAACAAGAGUCGACUGUACACGGAUGGCCCCUAAGGCAGUUGUGGCAGGUCUCGGUUGUACAUAUGCAUAUUUUGUUUUGGUACAUGCCGUGUUGUAGUCACAUACCGGUACAUUCCCAUGAAUGCAAGUACUUUGCCAUGGGUACAAAUAUGAGUACGAGCAUUUUUCUUGUGAGUAUGAGUAUGAGUUCUACAGCAUUGCAUACAUGUAUCUUUGGGACUUUUAUGGUCUGAAUGUCAACAAUAGCUUUCAGUGAAGCGCUGUAUGAGUAGGUUACUGGCAAAAAAAACUUUGGUUACUUUGUAUAUUCUGCAUGUAGUGUACAUGUAUUCACUGUAGAAAUUCCCUUGAUUAGUCUAGCUGUAACUCUUUAGUAUUGCAAUAUAGAUAAAAGAUUGCCAUCUCUCUGUUGACAUGCAUAUAUUAUUGCAGUGAAAUUGUGGAAAAAUACUAACGCCUGUAAAGCCCGGUUCAUACUCGGCGCGAAAGCGAAUGCGAAUUUGUGACGACAUGACAAGUAUUCGCGCUGCGAAUUCGCAGUUGAACACAUUUCAACUCGGACGAAUUUCGCAGCAAAUUCAUGACGUCAACUUCGCUUCGCAUUCGCUUUCGCAUGAAGUAUGAACCGGGCUUAACUGGUGAAUUUAUGCCUUGUAAAUUGAAGCAUAUUUUAUUUUGUAAAUAGUUUAUGUAAAUACUGUAAUACCCUGAUAUAUGGACAUUAUCACCCAAUAUUAUUUUGUUUUAAUAGAUUUUGUAAUUUUGGGGUAAGCUUUGAAAUGAUUGAAUUGGUAAAAUUGAAAAUACUUUUUAUUUUAAUUUUGAUUUUAAAAUGCAUUUAUCUGUGCAGCAAAUUGUUCGACAUAAAUCAAUUUUUAAGCAGUGAAUCCUUUGCAAUUGGAAUAUUUCAAAUGAAUUUUUUAAGAACUUGUUUCUUUCACAUCAAAUGACAAGAAAUUAUCCUGAGAAAUACAUGAAUUUAUAACAAAAUAGUAUUUUAAUACACACCUUUAUUGAAAUGCAUGAAUGACAUGCAUGAUACAUGUACUUGAAAACAAAAUAAGUUAUUAAACUGAAAGAUAAGAAAUAUUAAAAGUGUAAAUAUCUGCCUUGUGAUAUCGUUCAUUCAGGUUGUGGCAUGCACAUGGCAUUUACGUUUUCACAGGUUUUUUUUUACGUAAUAUUGAUGUGGCUGGGAUUUUUAUUUUUUAAUAUAAUCUCGUUUUGUUUUAUUUUGAAGGAAUUCAGGUAUGGGUAUAAACAAUAUGGUAUUGUAGUGUGCAACACAAAAGUGCUGUUUUAUUUAUUAAAAAAAAGGAGAUGAGUCAAGUAAAGCUGCUUCUCAAGCAGUGUGGAUGUCCAGUGUAGAUGCAGUAAUCAGACAGAAUGGUUUAUUUUGUCUCGAAAAUGACUUUUUCCUUGCUCGAUAAGGUUAAGCUUCCUGUUCUUGCAUUUUAAGGAUAAAGGCAUUAGUGUGAAUGUUCAUUGUUAAAGUUUUGUUAUUAAAAAAAAAUGUAUAUACAUCAAGCUUAUGUAUUUUAAAACCUGUGUUUACCUAUAUUAAAAAAAAAAAUGAUGAAAAUCUUAAAAUCAAUCUAAAUAUGUUUUAACAAAAAAAGUUUCUUUAGAAAGGGCACAAACAAAAUUCUCAUUUGGGCAACUUGAUGUAUUAUGAAUGUGUCUUGUUUAAAGGAAAAAAAUAUAUAUUUCUGCUCUGCUGUUUUGCAUGACAUUCAUGAAAGUACAAAUUGUUCAGUAAUAAAAAAAAAAUUAAAGUUUCACUUGAA